AUGCUGAGGAAGUUGCCGAACGGUGUUUUUCGGGGAAUAAUAGCCUUAAGCGCUGGUAUAGUAACUUAUAAAUAUCACCCAUUUGUUGGUACAAUAGUUUACUGUGAAGGUGUUAGUAUGCAGCCCACUAUUAAUGAUGGUGACUAUCUAGUUGUUGAAAGACUCUCAAUCAUUUUGGGACGUAUUAGAAGAGGAGAUAUUGUGAUUGCUGGUCAACGCAGGAAGUAUGAUACUACGCAUGUUCUAAAGCGUAUCAAGGGUCUUGGCGAUGACCGAGUUACUUUCUGGGACAAGAAUCAUGGGGAAAUCAUCGCUAAGCAGGUACCUGGAGGUCAUGUUUGGUUAGAAGGUGAUAAUACAUUACAGUCAUUAGACUCAAGGUCUUAUGGCCCUGUCCCCGUUUCUCACUUAGAAUACAAAGUAUUUCUCCGUGUAUGGCCGUUAAGUCACUUUGGACUCGUUCAGACACCAAAACAUGCUACUUGUACAACUGAUGAACCGUACGACCCUGCUUUUGUACAACGUGGUUUAAAACGAAGAGGAGAACAGGAAGAAGUUAAGGAUUUUUGA
This is a messenger RNA of Schistosoma rodhaini, 570 nucleotides long. NCBI's taxonomy places the organism in Eukaryota, Metazoa, Platyhelminthes, Trematoda, Strigeidida, Schistosomatidae. The record is from the annotation of a GenBank genome assembly.